Messenger RNA from Panicum virgatum (switchgrass), 954 nucleotides. RefSeq names its product protein CURVATURE THYLAKOID 1D, chloroplastic-like. The transcript has 5 exons. Lineage: Eukaryota; Viridiplantae; Streptophyta; Magnoliopsida; Poales; Poaceae. Bases 68 to 682 code for a protein of 204 amino acids. Gene Ontology annotation, cellular component: chloroplast thylakoid membrane; thylakoid. The record is from RefSeq and is a predicted model, not a curated record.
UCGCGGCCGCCGCCAAAAGCUCUCAAAUCAGAACAGAACAAACACCAGAGCCGGCAGGCGCAGCGCCAUGGCCCGUCUGCACCACCAACGCGGGCCGCCUCCGUCCUCCGCGCCCGUCGCCCUCCGCCGCCGCAGCCUUCCCACGCGAGGGCUGAGCCUGCGCUGCGCCGGCGCGGACUGGUCCGAGCCGGCCUUCGUGGCCGUCGCGGAGAAGCUCGACGCGGCGGCGGCGGCGGCGAGGAAGGCGCGGGCGUUCGCCGGGGCCGGCGGCGAGGAGGAGAAGGGCCGGGUCCAGGCCUUCAGCGGUGUGAGCAGUGGCGCGGUCGAGGAGCAGCCGGUGGCGGUGCCGUUCGCGCCGUUCGAGCAGAGCUUGGUGGCCGUGGACAGUGUGGCAGGGAACAACGACGCGCUUAGCCAGGCGCUCGGCAGUAAUCUGGGCUUCGAGGAGAUUUCUACAUAUGCGAUAUAUGGCACUGGUGCUUUCUUUGCUGGGUGGAUCCUAUCAGCUGUUGUUUCCGCACUUGAUUCCAUCCCCCUGCUCCCAAAAAUUCUGGAAAUCGUAGGCCUUGGGUACACCAUUUGGUUCGGCACACGGUAUCUCCUUUUCAAGGAAAACAGAGAUGAGCUGCUCGUCAAAGUCGAGGAUCUCAAGAAGAGAAUUGUUGGAUCCGGUGAUGAAUGAGGAGUUAGAACGCGAUUGGGCUUUAGUGCCGUUUACAGUUUGAUAGGUCUUUUCAAUCUUGACGCUGAAACAGUAACGGUGGCACCUCUGAUGUCCGCCGCUGUUUCUCAACCAUGUUCCCGUGCUCACUUGCGUCUGAGUUCUGAAAUCUGAAUACAUUUACAAGUCGUUGCAGCUGUUUUUUUUUUCAGCUUGCGUUGAAGAUAGAUGCAAUGCAUCUUGCAAUGCAAUACUAGUCCGAUUUUUAUGUCAUAUUGUUCAUUUGCGUCUCA